Molecule: messenger RNA, 729 nt
Organism: Venustampulla echinocandica
Lineage: Eukaryota; Fungi; Ascomycota; Leotiomycetes; Helotiales; Pleuroascaceae
Exons: 1
Coding region: 1-729 (242 amino acids)
Molecular function (GO): protein binding
Source: RefSeq, a predicted model, not a curated record
AUGACUUCGCCGCUCAGGUUCCCCAGCCUCCCCUCCGAACUCCUCCUUCACAUCCUCUCAUAUCUCGAUAUUCCGGACCUCCUCUCCCUCUCCCGAACUUCGCACACGUUCCGCACGCUCUCUCUCGACCCGCUCCUUCACAUCACGCGCCUCCACCAUGCCUCCCUCUCCCUCGCCCACGCCAUCGCUCUGCGGCCAUGCCUCGCGGAACUGAUGGCCCACCGCAUCUACAUUACACGCACCACGCUCGCGGCACGUCAUCUCGGGCGGAACUUCAUCAAGAUAAGACUCAACCGGCAGCUGCUCAAGCGGCCGAGCGUGGAUGAGCUCGUGCAGCUUGGGGUCCUACCGCGGGAGUGCUAUUCCAAAGGGAGACAAGGUGGCACGGGGGUGUGGCUUGCGCCGGGCCUGGUCGAGGUUAAGAGACGGGUUGAGAGGGAGCGGGUGAAAGAUUGCUUAAGGGGGUGGGUUGACGAGUGGAGGAGGAGGGGAUGGGAGAGACGGCGGAGGGAGUUGGAAGGACGUGAGAUGGAGGCGGAAGGCAGGCCAGAUGUGAGGAGGCUAGUGAGGAGGUUUACGAGGGAGAGGGAUGGAGUUGCUCCCGCGAGGAAUAUGCGCUGGGGGCGUGCGGCCGUGCUUGCAGAGCGUAAGGAGGCUCCUACGCGGGCGAAAGUGUCUGGGUUGAGGAGAUUCUGGGAGAGGGUUGACCAGGAGGGCGUUGGCUCUUGA